AUGAAAGUCGGCAAUCCACAAUACCGUGGUGAUGAGGUCCCCCUCCCCAUCGAGGUUCUAGAUUUAAUAUGCCACUUCGUCAAGACAGCUCAGCAUGCCAAAAGCCAGUCCACCUUGGCCGCCGGGACCUUGGUGUCCAAGUCUUGGUGUUCUAUUUUCACUAGACAUUUGUACGAACAGCCGCUAAUCGUCCCUGGAAACUUUGAUGCCUUCACGAGAACCAUCUGCACAACCGUGACUGCAAAAACAAAGCGAGUCGGUCUCGAAACUUAUGUCAAGCAUCUUGAUCUCAGCAAAAUCGCUUACGAAAGCUCCAAAAGUCUUACUGCUCGGCUAAUAGGAAGGACGAGUCACUCGUUGGAGUACUUUGCCGCACCAGCAAUCACAUUUGGGAUUGGGUCACUCGCUCCACUGUCCAAAUCGUUGAACUUGCGAGUUCUAGAUUUGUCUCACGACGGGUACCAGAUCAAGCUGAAUCGCAUUCUUGAUUCCGUUAGUCGCUUGGAGCAUUUGAUCGAACUUAGAUUGCCAACCGAUGCCGCUGGAGACGGUGCUGAGUGUCAUUUUCCUACAGGGUGUUGGCCGAAGCGCCUUGAAGUUUUGCAAUUGUCCUUGAAAAUGUGCAUAUAUGUGCACUUACAUGUGCGUUGGUGGGACGAAUUUCUCAGCAGUCUGCCCGCCUCCCUUGGGACAUUGAUUAUCCCCGACUUUCUCAGCUAUCACUCUUUCUACAUCUGCAAGGACAUACAGGUAUCUGCGAAGUCAAUAACACGUCUCGAACUCGGAAGGGCAAAGGAUGAUGAUUGCAUUGCUCAUCUUCCCUACUUUCUUGCUUGCUUCCCCUCCCUCACGACGUUAACAGUCCCUGUGACCAUAAGAAUUGCUUUGGCUGAUCUCAAUCUGGAUCACUGGUUUGAUGACGACAUGUGGGAGACCUUGUAUCAUCCUGGCGGUGCAUUGGCCAACAGCGAUCAGAGCAUUCAAAGGAAUAGUCUUGUCAAAGAACUCACCUUUUCACUACCACCAACAAGUGUUGCUUUUGGCUUCCAUGGCUCCAUAAACAUGGAUGUGUUUUUCCUAAAGGCGAUUGUGGCGAGCUUUCCACUACUCCAGAGAGUGAACAUUCCGAUAGGCUCCAUCAAGAUCCUUGAUGAAGAUGACAACCAAGACGAGCUACAAGAAAUAUGUCAAAUCUUGGAGAGUAGAGCACCCUCUGACGAGUCUCAAUAUGCAGGCAUUUUCCAGGAUUGA
This is a messenger RNA of Exophiala bonariae, 1251 nucleotides long. RefSeq lists its product as uncharacterized. The coding region runs from base 1 to 1251 and encodes 416 amino acids. The transcript is spliced from 2 exons. NCBI's taxonomy places the organism in Eukaryota, Fungi, Ascomycota, Eurotiomycetes, Chaetothyriales, Herpotrichiellaceae. The record is from RefSeq and is a predicted model, not a curated record.